GCCUCUUCCCGCCUGAUGAUUCGCCUUUGCCAGUCUCAUCCCGAGUCUGCUUUGUUAAGUUCCAUGAUCCGGACUCAGCAGUUGUGGCACAGCAUCUGACAAACACUGUAUUCGUUGACAGAGCUUUGAUAGUCGUACCAUAUGCAGAAGGUUUGUGCUUUGUUUAACUUACCUAUGUGGGCAUCCUAUGAUGACCAUCUACCUCAGUGUAGUUUUAGAGUGAGCACUAGUAGCAUGUUAAAAAUCUAAGCUAUUAACAUUUUGAAACCCUUGUUAUACUGUGGUCCAUAUUUUUACUUGAAGGCUUUCUUUUUAACUUAAAAAUUCAAAAUCAGGUCUGUUUGUAUAAGAUAUUUAACCUUUUGAAUUAUUUUAAAGCAUUUUCAAGUUCAUUAAAACCAUAUCCCUAAUAUCUACUUAGUUAAUUUAAUGAUGUUUUAUGAAAAAGUCCUGAAGGUGAACAGUUCACGCCAUGCAUAUUUACACAGAAACCUUCAAAUAAAUGCAUGAUGUUGUUUCUGUUUUGAAUAAAUGUGACCAGGUUGGUUUUAUUCCUUAGUGAUUCCUCUUAGUGAUUCUUCUCACUGAUAACUUUAAAAAAUAUAUCCCACAUUGAAGUUCAGUAUACCAAGGGUCGCAAUGAUUUUGGUUUUUAUGAAAGUUCAAGAUUUCCUAUAGCUUAGGUGCCAGAUGGGCACUGGGUGUUUUGUUUUUAUGCCAGAUUUUCUUGUUCAUUCUUGCUAUAUUUUCUAGAAUAUCUCUAAAUAAUAAAUUCUUCUCUCUGUUAUUUGUGUGUGUGAUUUUUGUAGUGGAGAAGGCAAAUGCAAAACUCUUCCAGAUGACUGAAAAACAGUGGGUCCUCUGCAGCUACAGGGGAUUCUAGACAUUAACUAAAGGCCAGCAAGCACUCAAGUCCCCCAGGUGUUUUCCUGGUGUAACCAUUUGUUAACUACAUUUUUCUCUCUUUUUACAUUUUAGGCUGUUUAAAGUAAUUUGGCAGAAAAAUAAUGAGCAGGGUUUUUGGAUCUAAAAAAGCCACUGUGACAAGACAGCACUCUAUUAAUUCCAUUUUGUAAAAUUUUCUAAGACAUAUAUUAGUUUGUUCCCAAUGUACUGCUACUUUAUUUGCUUUUUGGUAACUAUAAAUUUGAGUCAAAGAAGUCACUGAAAUAUGUUAAAACUACUGGAUUUUAUUAACAUAUAUGCUGACCGGGAUAUAAAUGCUUUCCCCUUUCCUUAGUGAACUGGUCAGUGGAAGCAGAAUCUUGAUAUUGUUAACUUUAGAUACUAUCUUAGAUCUUUGAAUACCGAUGUGAACAUUUACACCAUUCCUUGUAAAAGUUGUGAAAUGUCUAGUCCUUAAAACUUAGAAAAAUUGCCUCUGUGGUUUUGUAAAGAAAUUAAAUUGCAUUCAUAGUUGGGUUAAGGCAUGCUAUAUAAUAACAGUAAAUCUAUGUCCGUGAUAUUAAAGUGUAUGAGCCCAAUUUUAAGGUUUUAAAAUAUAUAUAUGCUGAUAAACUUAUGAGUUAGUAUGUUUUGAUUAAGCAUUUUCUUUUAUAUCAGUGUGCCUGUUGUAGGAUAAGACUUUUCACCAAGAGAAAAUUUACAGAAUUCAAAUUUAGGAUAAGUAAAAUGUAGAACAUAGCUUUUGGAACAAGGGUCAAAUCAUGUGAGUAAUUUACAAAACAUUAGUUAGCCUUUUAAUUUAAAGAAUUCUUAUUGGCUAAGUAUUAUAGUUCCCAAGCCCUGAACAUAAUACAGUAUAUCAUAUAACUGGCUUUCAUAAAUAUUUUUAGACCAUAAUAAUUUUUCUGGAUCUGUUUUGAAAGUGAAAUAUUUAGGGAGUACAUAUAUAGAAUUACAGAAAUAUUUAGUUCCAGAAUCUAUUAGUGUGUUACUGUAAGUUUUGGUAUGGUAUGCUGUAUUAAUGUUACCUCCGCGAAAUAUCUGAUGUACUCAAUCCCUUUGUCACCAUUCACCCUGGUUUUAGCUCUUACGCUUUGGUGUUGGUUCUUGGUCAGUGUUUUAGAACAAUAGACACAAAGUCUACGGUAAGGAAUAGUCUUAACUGGUAAAACUGAGAUAGCUGGAUUUGGAAGGAACUCUUAAUAGUAAUGGAUUUGGGGAUUAUUUAGGUUCCUUGGUUAAUGUUUGUUUCUUUUGUCUGUUUCUUUUUCUUUCGUUUCUACACAUUCAUGCAGUAUUUCAUGGUUCUAUCAAAGCAGCAGUAAAAAAAAAUACUCUUGACGCAUGAAAAUUAACUGUUCUUUUCCCUGGUUCAGCCUGAACUAUAUACCAGGCCCUGCUGAAAAUACCACCCAACAGUUUUCUUCUGCAGCUUAUCCAGUUUCUCUUAAGUGCCCUGUACAUAUUGUAUGUUUUAUGAUGAGAUGCAGUUUCUUAAUAUGUAUUACAGAAAUCCUACUGGUAUUUGCAAAUAUGUAGUUUAAUUGUAUUAUUGAACUCUCAUUUUGGGGGCUUGGGCACAUUAACAGAUUAAUCCAUCUGUAUAGGGCUUUUGCUGUUGGAUAGAAUUUAAAUUGUCUACAUAAAUAUUUGUCUUAGGGCCCUUAGAUUUGAUCUGAAUACACAGAUAAGGCUUUAAAAACAGACAUACAUGUUGUUUUUGGCUUAAGGAGUUUGGCUAAGUUAGCUUUUCAACUGACACUAUGUAGCAGCAUUUUUGGUGUGGUUAGCAUGGCACAUGUUGGAACAUAAAGCAUUUUACUGUACAGGUAAGGAAUGUGCCAUGUUGUUUUACUUAUUCUCUCUCUUUCUCUCUCACUCACUCACUCCCACACACACCCUGUGUGUAUUCAGAGACCUUCAGAAACAUUCAUAUUCAUUUUCAUGAGUCAGCAAAAGCCCUACGCUUGAUUCCAACAGAAUAUUUCCUUUACAUACUUUUCUUCUCUUAAUUUUUACAAAAUUUGUAUGGUAGGUGUAAAAGAAAAUCAUAGUAACUGUACCAUAUUAUUAACCCCUAAAUCAAACUUUUUUUGUCUUGUGUAUCUUGAUUUUUCUGUGUGCUUUAUAGUGAAGCAGCCGACACGAGUCGUUGUUCAUAAAACAGCUUUUGAAAGUUGAGAGCACACCCCUGGAGAACCGACUGUGCUUGCUUACGUUUGGUUCAUGACUUAAAAAUCGAGUACAGGAGUUAUUCCUGAUGAGACUAAGGCUUUGUCUCUGUUGGCACCAGCUAAUGCAGUGGCAGGUCUUCUGCCUGGUGGUGGACUCCUGCCUACUCCUAACCCACUUACCCAGAUUGGCGCAGUUCCAUUGGCUGCUUUGGGAGCUCCUACUCUUGAUCCUGCCCUUGCUGCACUUGGGCUUCCUGGAGCAAACUUGAACUCUCAGUCUCUUGCUGCAGACCAGUUGCUGAAACUUAUGAGUACUGUUGAUCCCAAGUUGAAUCAUGUAGCUGCUGGUCUUGUUUCACCAAGUCUGAAAUCAGAUACCUCUAGUAAAGAAAUAGAGGAAGCCAUGAAGAGAGUACGAGAAGCACAGUCCCUAAUUUCUGCUGCUAUAGAACCAGAUAAGAAAGAAGAAAAACGAAGGCACUCGAGGUCAAGAUCACGUUCUAGGAGGAGGAGGACUCCCUCAUCUUCUAGGCACAGGCGGUCAAGAAGCAGAUCAAGGAGGCGAUCACAUUCUAAGUCAAGGAGUAGACGACGAUCCAAAAGUCCAAGAAGGAGAAGAUCUCAUUCCAGAGAGAGGGGUAGAAGGUCCAGGAGCACAUCAAAAAACAGAGACAAAAAGAAAGAAGACAAAGAAAAGAAACGUUCCAAAACACCACCAAAAAGUUACAGCACAGCCAGACGUUCCAGAAGUGCAAGCAGUUUGCACAUUUGUGGUUCUAGAGAGAGACGACGACGAAGAAGCAGAAGUGGCACAAGGUCUCCUAAAAAGCCUAGGUCUCCCAAAAGAAAAUUGUCUCGCUCACCAUCCCCUAGGAGACAUAAAAAGGAGAAGAAGAAAGAUAAAGACAAAGAAAGAAGCAGAGAUGAAAGAGAACGAUCCACAAGCAAGAAGAAGAAAAGUAAAGAUAAGGAAAAGGAACGGGAAAGAAAAUCAGAGAGUGAUAAAGAUGUAAAACAGGUUACACGGGACUACGAUGAAGAGGAACAGGGGUAUGACAGCGAGAAAGAGAAGAAAGAGGAGAAGAAACCGACAGAGCCAGCUUCUCCUAAAGCAAAAGAAUGUUCUGUGGAAAAGGGAACUGGUGAUUCACUAAGAGAAUCCAAAGUGAAUGGCGAUGAUCAUCAUGAAGAAGACAUGGAUAUGAGUGACUGAAUAUUGCCUCUGUGGGAAUCCACCUGUAUACAUGCAUCAGUGUCAUUCCUCUGUGUGAUUUCUUAAUGCUGUAUUUGUUCAUCUCAAAUCUAGAUGUAUACAGCUCUGAGUCAUAAAUGGUUAUAAAGCUCUUGAUGUUGAUAUUAGUUAUUUACAUCCAAAAGCUUUUACAAAAAUGAUACAUGGGUAACCAGUUCUUGACAGGUUGAAAUCUGAUUGAGUAAACAAGCAGUUUUACUAUUCUGGUGCUGCUUCAUAACAAAAAUGAAAAGCUGCAUGCAUCUACAGCAGGCAUGGAUUGUUUAUGUUGUAUGAUCUCCUUUAUUAAGUUCACUUAUAGUAUUUCUAGAAUUUGAUUCAUUGCCGUAAUAGAGCCAUGUAGGGAAUGCACUGAUUGCAUGUUAAUUGUGGCAGGAAUAUCCUAAAUGUCAUUCAAAUCCUCCAACAUGAUGGAUCUACUUAUGGUCUUGUUUGUUGACAUGACAAAUUAACAUUCUUAUAGUUACAUCUGGAAAUGAGCAUUUGAAAUAGAUAAUCCUUUGAGCCUUGUGGCUAAAUUUUUGUGGCUUUUGUUUAACUUUGAAAGGUUAUAUAUGCACUAACCUUUUUUGAUGGCUAUAAUUAGGCUUUAAGUACAGAAACAAGAUUUCAAAUGAAACUGUCUUUGGCAGUAAGUAAAUAGCAUAUUUUGAAGUAGAGUUGUAUACUUUUUCAUAAGGUGUUUGGGAAUUUUUUUUCCUAAAAUAAUUUAUUGAACAUCUACAUCAGUGAAAGUUAUCUGCCUAUCCUGAAGUCCAUCUGUAAAAGAAAGUUAUCUCUUGUCCUGAUUUUCAGUUGUCCACUCUUUUAUUAAUUUGUUUUAAUCUCAUUGUUGGAAAAGGGGGAUAGUGCAUUUUAAAUUGACCUUCAUAUGCUUUUAAAAAUAAGACAAAUCUACUUGAUAAUGUACUUUUUAUUUGAUCUCGAGUUGUAUAAAACCAAUAAAUUUUGUGUUACUGUUACUGCAGUAGUAAUCUUAUGCACACAGUGAUUCCAUGUUAAAUGCAAAGUAGUUAGGCAACUGUUUUCUUACAGGAGUUUCCAAGCUUCACUUUUGUGCAGUAAAAACAAAAGUAGGCUACAGUCUGUGCCAUGUUGAUGUACAGUUUCUGAAAUUGUUUUACAAGACUUUGAUAAUAAAACCCUUAAACUUA
Molecule: messenger RNA, 5486 nt
Organism: Balaenoptera acutorostrata (minke whale)
Lineage: Eukaryota; Metazoa; Chordata; Mammalia; Artiodactyla; Balaenopteridae
Gene: SRSF11
Product: serine and arginine rich splicing factor 11
Exons: 13
Coding region: 3388-4293 (301 amino acids)
Biological process (GO): RNA splicing
Cellular component (GO): nucleoplasm
Molecular function (GO): RNA binding
Source: RefSeq, a predicted model, not a curated record